This is a messenger RNA of Arthroderma uncinatum, 1788 nucleotides long. RefSeq lists its product as uncharacterized. The record is from RefSeq and is a predicted model, not a curated record. The transcript is spliced from 3 exons. Bases 1 to 1788 code for a protein of 595 amino acids. Gene Ontology annotation, biological process: protein localization to vacuole. Gene Ontology annotation, cellular component: vacuolar membrane. Lineage: Eukaryota; Fungi; Ascomycota; Eurotiomycetes; Onygenales; Arthrodermataceae.
AUGGGUCUACUCCAGUCCACCCUCAUAUGGAUCGUGUAUGCUGUCGUGGUUGUAGUGCUAAUCGCGAUAGCUUCGAUAUUUGUCUACGUUUACCAAGCUCCGAGAGAGCGCUCAGGAUUCGUCUCAGCGAUAUGCAUUCUCACCGUGUCGGCUCUCCUAGCCACGGUGUUACUUCUGCCAGUUGACAUUGCCUUGAUAUCAUCCACCAAUUCGCGGAAAUUGGGCCAGAGGAAGGACUGGGCGACGCCAGAUACUGUCGCCAGUAUUGUACAUUCUCUCACGAUUGUGUAUUACUCCCUCUACUCACUUGAUACCAUUCUCUGCCUUCUGGUCAUUCCGUUCACGUAUUUCUGGUACGAGGAAUAUGAUGAGCUCGUCGAACACCAGGACUGGCAUGCCUUCGGAAAGAGGUUCUGGGGCGCCUUUCGAUAUACGGCUGCGUUCCUUAUAGUGACGAUCAUUCUCUUCCUGGUUGGGUUUUUCGUGCCGGUUGCCAGGAAUAAGGGUGGAGCCGGGCUUGACCUUGACUAUUUCAAACAUCUUCUCACAGAAAAUAAUGGUGAAAGAGCUCUGACUUUUGCUCUGGGCCUGCUGACAAUGAUCGGUAUCGUUGUUUACGUAUUCUAUACAUCGAUUGGGCUUGCACUCUUCCCCGUCUCGUUUAUUAAAUCCGCCCCCUCCGUUUCCAGCCCAUCACUGUAUGCCACAACAGCAUCUAGGUUAGAGGGGAAUAUCGAGCGUCAGCGCCAGCUUGAAGGCCGCUGCGGUGGCAACCUCGACCACUUGUCAUCGAAGGACAGGCGGGAGCUUGACUCCCUUGUGCGUGAGGAACGAUCGUUACGACGCCGGCAACGUUUGGCAGAGUCAAAUGCAGGUGAUGGAAGGGGCUAUCUCGUGAAAAUAUGGCACAAAAUAGAAGCCGUAUUCCGCCCAAUCAAGCUUCUCGGUGGCCUAUUGUUACUGCUGCUUUCCAUCGUGAUAUGGAUUUCCAUGCUCCUUACUGGAAUCGACAAAGCAACAAACUCCAUUUGCAAGCACAAGUGUGGCUAUAUUCUCGCGAAAGUUAAUGUAUUCAACCCUAUCAACUGGGCGCUUCUACAGUCUGCGAAGGUUUUCCCUAUUGACUACGUCCUCUUUACGAUAUUGGUGCUACACUUCUUCAGCAGCGCUGUUGUUGGAAUUGCCACUGUCGGCAUAAGAUUCCUAUGGGUUAGAAUAUUCGGCAUCAGGAAAGGACAUACAACGCCCCAGGCUCUGCUACUCGCCACCGUGAUGCUUGCUCUAAUCAUCCUAGCCCUUAACUUCUCGAUAUCUAUGAUGGUGGCUCCACAGUAUGCGACAUAUGGACCACAAACGUUCUGUGAUAUUCCCUCUGGAGCCGGAGAAAGUGCAAUAAGUUGUGAAAAUCGGCCUCAAGAUGUUAAGCCUUGUUCGGAACUUACAGAAAACCACUCGGCCAAGGACGUUUGCACACCCAGUGUCGUUAGCGUCUUCUUAAAUCGAAUUACGCUGAACUUCCCAUUUUUCGGUCUGGUGAACUUCUGGGCACAAUUUGUUUUCCUAGGGUUUUCCCUUAUUGUUUUUAUCACCACGCUCUUCCGAACUCCCAGACUCGACGAGCAGCAGCUGGAUGAAGACGCCGAGGAAGCCGAGGAAGAAGGAUUGUUAGCUUCCACCGGUAGGAGGUUCGGGGCUACCUGGGAAGAUAUUAUGGGCCGAGCAGGCACUCCACAUCCAUCCUCCGCCAGUAGACGUACCCGCGAUGAUGGCUAUCACGAUGAUCGUUGA